Alternaria postmessia is the source of this 2394-nucleotide messenger RNA. RefSeq lists its product as uncharacterized. Lineage: Eukaryota; Fungi; Ascomycota; Dothideomycetes; Pleosporales; Pleosporaceae. The transcript has 2 exons. The coding region runs from base 1 to 2394 and encodes 797 amino acids. Gene Ontology annotation, biological process: regulation of DNA-templated transcription. Gene Ontology annotation, molecular function: DNA-binding transcription factor activity, RNA polymerase II-specific; zinc ion binding. The record is from RefSeq and is a predicted model, not a curated record.
AUGGGUCGACGACCCAACCAAUUGAUCCUCGAGUACUUCGAGCGCGGUCCCAAGCUGGAAGAUGCAAGUAAUCGCUACCAACACACGUGCAAGUCGUGCGGUGAGAAGUUUCCUAAAGGUCGCAUAGAUAGCCUCACGAAUCAUCUCGUUAAGAAAUGUCCCGCGCUACCUCUCCAGGACCGCCAGCGCGCGCUGCUGCAGAUGCACGAGCUGCCUCUCCCCGACAAUAUGACACAGGCGGCCAGUCCAAACGCACCGGGACCGAGCCAAAUGCAGCAUGGCCAGAAAAUGAACCUUCCUUUUGCGCCUUCCAAGCAGCUCUCAGCACUGGAGACGCUGGCCGAGGUGUCGCGACAGCAUCUGGACCUCUCUGGGAAGCGCAUGGCGGAGAAGCAGCCUUCACAACCACAGAACAACCAUAAUCACAACCACAACCACAACCAUAACCACAAUAACAAUGCAAGUCAUGCAGGGCUGUUGGAUGAGUUUCUGAUACAGGAUGAUCGGCCCGAUGGCUCUGAUAUGGGUGGUCUAUCACAUGGUAUGGAUAUGUCGCAUGCGCCAGCGAUGCCAUCCAUGUACCAGUUCAAUGGGCCUUUACAUCAUUCACCAACCGCCUCACCUCAUAUAGGCCACAUGCCUCUGGGAAGCUCUGGGUCAAUGUCGCAUAUGGUCCCCUCGCUCGUUAUGGCAGCAUCGGCUGCAAACGAUCUCAUGCCACUGUCAAACGGCAUGCCCAUGGAAUCAGACAUGAACCUGUCGGCACAUGGGAUGCAAGGCAUGUCGGACGGGAAGUUCUUCCAUCCGCAAGGACGCCAUCACUGGCCCAACAUACAGCCCAACUCGCUCGACCCGAUGCUACAGGACCAUGGCAAGGAGCAGAUGCACGCAAACGACCAGCUGAACAAAGGCAUGGGCCAGCAACGGCCGCUUGCAAUGAGUCCAGGUAACCAGACCCACUUCACCACCGACUUUAGCAUGAACCAAAAACCAGUGAAACCCAAGGUCAGGGGUCGUUUCACUGACUCCAGGCGAAAAGAAGUCCAGGAGGUGCGAAAGCGAGGCGCGUGCAUUCGGUGUCGCAUGCUCAAGAAGCCGUGCUCAGGCGAUAACCCGUGCAAUACCUGUCAGAAUGUCGAGAGCGCGCGAUUAUGGAAGCAGCCGUGUAUCAGGACAAGGAUCGCAGAGGAGUUCGGUCUCUACUCUGCAGGACUCCAUAGUGUGUUGGCAUUCCAUGCAACGAACCAAGCCAAAGGUCAGAUACGACUCGAUCAGACACCAGGACGCAUAGAAGCAACCCACUUUCCUCAUUCCGGCAUAUUUGCUACAUUCACACCGCUGAAGUGUCAGCAGACGCAAAUAGCACAGAAUACGGAUAUCGAUCCUGCGAUCUUCGCCGGCCUAGCUUCUCCGGAUCUGGAGCUGAUAGAUAGUGAUGACGAUGUCAGUGGGAAGCUAGACCAUUACAUCAAGAAGAUGGGUGGCCAGUUUUCUGAUACCGAAGAUUCGAAUUUCAUGAGGAUGACGGUGAAUGUCGCAAAGAGCGUUGCAUCAACAAGCGCAGACGGACUCAUAUCAAAGGCACUGGAGCUAUGGAACCUUACACGCGUACUCACAUCCCGGAACUUUGAAUGGUACUUGUUCUCGAACCCUUCCUUGGCACCCACCAUCACUCCGUCCACUUUGGCGCCAGCAGAUUUGGAGGACGCUAUCCGUACACCCAUUACACCUCUCGAUCACGAAUCGUCCUACAAUCUCAUCACCAUGCAACUCAUGGGAGCGACUGAAAAGCGUGCCGCAUGUCUAGCCCGUGUGGUGAUGAACGAUCUCGAACGCCGCCUCCUCCAACGUCAACAAGCCAACCCCUUUGAGACCUUCCUAGUCGCCGUAAUCCUCCUCGCCUGUGUAGAGCGCAUGUGCUGGCUCUUCCGCUCCUGGGAUCUGCCGUCUACCACCCCAUCUGCCCCAGAAGCUGACGGAGACGCAUUCAAACAACCAGCCCCUGUCGACAACGACAUCGCUACAGCCCUUCAAUCCACUUCUUCGCCGUCUGCGCCUACGUUGGAUAUCUCUUCUCACCAAGCACCCCGAAACCCCAGGUGGCCACUUGAUAAAUCCCCAUCGACGUUCUCUCAGCAAGGCGAGAAGUUUAGCGAUAUACUCAACAUGCUGCUUAAGAUGCGGGGUGUCCCUCCCAAGCCCACGCCCCGUAGCCCAGACGGCGUUUUGUCAGUGUGGGGUGAAGACAGCAACAACGAUAGAGUACGGGAAUGGUACGACGGCAUCGCCGUUACGAUGCAAAUGCUAGAUCAGAAGACAAAUGCGAGGUUUGUGGGCGAAGAUCCCAAGGAAUGGGAAUUGAAGUUUGUUAGCAAGAUUAUACGAGGUGAUUAG